AGAAUUUUGUAUGCCGGUGUUUUGCAGGUGAAGAAGAAACGUGAAUGUGAGCUGUUCCCACACCACACCACACCCUUUUGACACCAGUUAGUUAUCUUGAUCUGAUCUAUAUUGUGAUCCAAUCGGCUGAGAAAGAAAGAAAAUGAGUGAACAACAACAGAAAUUCCUUCCGAAAAGAAUCAUAUUGGUCCGUCACGGGGAGAGCGCGGGCAAUCUGGACGGUUCAGCCUACGCCACCACACCAGAUUACAAGAUCCCACUCACCGAAGCCGGUAUUCAACAGGCCAAAGAAGCCGGAAAAAAGAUCCGGGAUGUAAUCUCCGAGUCCGGCAAGUGGAAGGCCUGCUUCUACGUGUCGCCUUAUGAGCGAACCAGGUCAACCCUACGGGAGAUCGGCCGAUCCUUCCCUCGAAAGAGAGUAAUUGGGGUUAAGGAGGAAUGCAGAAUUAGGGAACAGGAUUUUGGGAAUUUUCAGAUUACUGAGAGGAUGAAGAUUAUUAAGGAGACCAGAGAGAAAUUUGGUAGAUUCUUUUAUCGCUUUCCCGAGGGCGAGUCCGCUGCUGAUGUCUUUGAUCGUGUUUCCAGCUUUCUUGAAUCUUUAUGGAGGGAUAUCGACACCAGGCUCCAUCAUGACCCCUCUGAUGAUUUAAAUAUAAUCAUAGUUUCACACGGGCUCGCUUCCCGAGUCUUUCUAAUGAAGUGGUUCAAGUGGACAGUCGAACAAUUUGAGUACCUAAACAAUUUGAACAACUGUGAGUUUCGAGUAAUGCAGUUAGGAGACAGUGGUGAGUACAGUCUUGCAGUUCACCAUUCGGAUGAAGAAAUGCUGGAGUGGGGGCUCUCGCAGCAGAUGAUAAAUGACCAAAAAUGUCGAGCCACUGAGAAAUGCCAAUGGUUAAUGGAUGGUCUUUUUGACCAUUUAGAUACCGAUUCUGAGGAUGCUAACAAUGGAGAUCACAAUACUGACAAAAUAGAUUGAUGAGAAGGGUUUUGAGCUGCUAAUAUGUUUAUGCAAUAAUUAGAAAUUUGUCUGUGUGAAGAAAAUUGGUGAGUUUUGUUCACUGAUGUGAUUGAUUAAUAGAUGACCAUUUGUUGUAAGCAAAAGUGAAUACAAUGCAAGACUAGAUUGAUUCUCUCUUUGUUUUGAUUAUCUCAAUGUUUAGAUUUCUUUUAUA
Molecule: messenger RNA, 1175 nt
Organism: Helianthus annuus (common sunflower)
Lineage: Eukaryota; Viridiplantae; Streptophyta; Magnoliopsida; Asterales; Asteraceae
Product: phosphoglycerate mutase-like protein AT74H
Exons: 2
Coding region: 143-979 (278 amino acids)
Molecular function (GO): phosphatase activity
Source: RefSeq, a predicted model, not a curated record